Messenger RNA from Oryzias melastigma (Indian medaka), 1005 nucleotides. Its product is annotated as butyrophilin-like protein 2. The transcript has 3 exons. Bases 54 to 782 code for a protein of 242 amino acids. The record is from RefSeq and is a predicted model, not a curated record. Lineage: Eukaryota; Metazoa; Chordata; Actinopteri; Beloniformes; Adrianichthyidae.
CAGCAACUCAGCAUGAAUCUUUCAAGAACAGAGUGUUUCUGCUGGACAGUCAGAUGAAGGAUGGAGAUCUGUCUGUGGUUCUGAAGAACGUGGAGAAUGAAGAUUCUGGAAAAUUCGAGUGUAAAGUCGGACAUGAAAAUGAUCCAGAUGAUUCCCUACUGAAGCUGAUCUCUAGCAUUCACUUGUCCGUGAUUCCUCCAGGUCUGAACAUCACUGCUGAACCUGGAGAUGACGUCACUCUGAGAUGUGAAGAUACAAACAUCACCAAGGUUUCAGUUUUAAACUGGACCAGAACUGACCUGCAGGAGGAUGAAUACGUGUUUCUCUACAGGAAUAACAGUGUUGAUCUUAAAAAUCAACCUGAAUCUUUCAAGAACCGAGUGUCUCUGAAUAACACUCAGAUGAAGGAUGGAGAUCUGUCUGUGGUUCUGGAGAACGUGACCGUUAAUGACAACGGAACGUACCAGUGUAGAGUCCUACAGGGAAGAUGGAAGCUGAAGUCCAUCAUCCACCUGCAGGUGUUUCCUCCUCCUCCAGGAGAGGAAGCAGAACGGAAAGGAGGAGGAGAGGAUGGAGUCAAAGAUGGAGUCGGUCGUGAUCGUCAUGGUCUGAUUGUUCUGUCAGUUCUUCUUGUUGCUCUGGUUCUAGUUGUUGGUUUCUUGAUCUACAAGAAGAUUAAAGCCCCAAAUCAAACUCCCAGAGAUUCCAACGACCAACAGAAUGCUGAACUUGAUCACCUGAACUCUGAUUCUAACACAGAGAGAAACACAGAAAACAACUGAAUUAUAAUGAGUUCUGGAUUAUACGAACACUUCAGUAAAUCAAAACACUCAUGGAAUUAUUGAACUGUUAUCAUUCAAUCCACUUUAAGAAACUAAGUCAACUGUUUAAAGUGUUAGUAAUGCCCUGGGACAAAGCUAAAAUGCGUAUCCAGAUAUAUUCCAUAUGUUCUAAUGUAUCAAAAAUAACAAAUAAUUACCAUUGACAAACGCAGGUUUUUGUAAA